UAGUGUUCGACGAAAAUGUUUAAGUUAAUACUCAUUUUAAUUUUGGUAGUCUUGGUCGGGGACAGCAUUGGUCAGCGGCCGUAUAUCAUCUAUCCGACGUACCGACCUCCUCCACCACAAGAACCCCUCAUUCGCAGUGCUCGCGCCGUUCCUGAAAAACCGCUGUUACUAUUUCAAGGUAAUCAAAACCCUCAAGAUCCUUCAAGUGAAGACUACGCUUUACUUACCAUAAUCGAUGAUGUGGGGAUGAAUCCAGAAAAAAGAUUAGCACGUAGUUCAAGCUUCAGAGGAGCAGCGGAGUAUCGAAUGAAAAGAAACGUAUAUUUUAAACCUCGUCUACCACCAACGUUUCCAUACCCUAGACCCAGUGGUCCGUUCAUCCCUCGCCCCGGACCACCAAGGCAGCCUUAUCCCAUAUACGCAAAUCACAACACCGAGCAUUGGAUUCAUUUUAUAAUUGGAUUUGGAGAUAAUACUGUUACCUACAAAAUGUUGAGAACUACGUCAUUGAUAUUAUUCGUGGUCGCUGUUCUGAUCCCAUUAUAUUCCUGCGAGUCGUAUAAGUUAAAACAUAAACGUGAUAUUUCCAUUCCUGGAGUUUCUAAACCUACACAUCGGGAUGUUAUCAUUCCUAACUGGAAUCCCCAUGCAAGAACCAGACCAUGGCAAACAAUAGGAGUCAAAACACGCAACAGAAGAAGCGAAGAAAUGUUUGCUAGCCAGGAGGGCGUAUAUCGUAGCCCAAUAAGUGUGGAGUCACUAGCUAGCCACGAAACUGUGUUCCGUAGGCCUAGAAGUGUGGGGCCUAUAGAAAGCCAAGAAACCGUACUCCGUAGUCCAAGAAGCGUUGAGUCACUAGCUAGCCAGGAAACCGUACUCCGUAGUACAAGAAGCGCAGAUUCACUAGCUAGCCACGAAACUGUAUUCCGUAGCCCAAGAAGCGUAGAGUCACUAGCUAGCCACCAGACUGUGUUAUGAGCCCAGGGAACGUGGAGUCAAGCUAGCGAGGUAAAAAUAUAAAUAAGAAGUAUAAAAAAUUUAUUGUUUUUUUUUAUAAUUAUUGUCCAUCUAACUGAUACUGACACCCGUAAAAACAAUUGUAAAGAAAAUAUUACCUUUGAAUAAAGAUAUUUCUAUAA
This is a messenger RNA of Pararge aegeria (speckled wood butterfly), 1139 nucleotides long. RefSeq lists its product as uncharacterized. NCBI's taxonomy places the organism in Eukaryota, Metazoa, Arthropoda, Insecta, Lepidoptera, Nymphalidae. Bases 16 to 978 code for a protein of 320 amino acids. The transcript has 2 exons. The record is from RefSeq and is a predicted model, not a curated record.